Haliotis rufescens (red abalone) is the source of this 35613-nucleotide messenger RNA. Its product is annotated as microtubule-actin cross-linking factor 1, isoforms 1/2/3/5-like. The record is from RefSeq and is a predicted model, not a curated record. Lineage: Eukaryota; Metazoa; Mollusca; Gastropoda; Lepetellida; Haliotidae. Gene Ontology annotation, molecular function: calcium ion binding; structural molecule activity; NAD+ poly-ADP-ribosyltransferase activity. The transcript is spliced from 88 exons. Gene Ontology annotation, cellular component: cytoskeleton; intermediate filament; membrane. Gene Ontology annotation, biological process: wound healing; intermediate filament cytoskeleton organization. Bases 442 to 33987 code for a protein of 11181 amino acids.
AGUGCGUCAGCCAACCGACUGCCACACUCUUAACCCGUGGCUGGGUCCUGUUCAUCGGACAUGUAUAUGACAUUCCAAUAUCAAGCAACUAGAACAGCUGAAUGUUUGAGCAGCCAGCAACCUAUCGGGGCAUAAUAGCCUGUGAAACACAUGGUAACUUUUGAACAGCAUUGGAACAAGAAGAUUGGUUGAAAGUGAACGUAUCGCCUCAUACCUGAGAUUGUCCUCUAUAUUUAUGUACCUGGAUUUUGGAUUUACCCUAAUUGGGACACUUGGAUCCUACCUGUCCUCGUUAGGGCAGUGAGAGUUUGGAGGGGGAGUUUACAUCGGGUUUGAAGUUCCCUCCCUAAGCGUGACAUUCAAGCAGCGACUAUAUGUCUGAGGGGAGCUGAUCGGAUCUGGGAGAAGUGUUAGGACACAUGUGGCACAAAUUCCGCCACGAUGGCGAUGUCAAAUGGUUUUGGAUAUAUGGUGGAGGAAGAGGAGAGUGUUGUGUCAGAGCUUGGCACAACAAAAUCUAUGGCAUGGUACGAACAAAAUCGACUCAAGGAUACAGACCAGCGAGACGCUGUUCAGAAGAAGACAUUUACAAAAUGGGUCAAUAAGCAUUUAUUAAAGGCUGGAAGGAGAAUAGUGGACUUGUAUGAAGAUCUCCGCGAUGGACAUAACUUGAUCUCGCUUCUGGAGGUGCUGGCACACGAAAUAUUGCCAAGAGAAAAAGGACACAUGAGAUUCCACAAAAUUCAGAAUGUACAGAUAAGCUUAGAGUUUCUCAAAAUGAAGGGGAUACGACUGGUCAAUAUAAGGUCCGAUGAAAUUGUGGACGGAAACCCCAAACUGACCCUGGGGUUGAUAUGGACUGUUAUCUUACAUUUCCAGAUUUCCGAAGUUGUGGUGCCAGGGCAGAGUGAAGACAUCACGGCACGUGACGCCUUGUUGCUAUGGAGUCGCAGACAUGUGGAAGGAUACCCUGGCGUCCAGAUCAGAGACUUUUCGAGAAGUUGGAGAGACGGAAAAGCAUUCCUUGCCAUUGCACACAGACACAGACCGGAUUUGGUGGACUUCCGGAAAGCCAGACAUUGCAGCAACAAACAGAACCUAGAGACAGCUUUCCGACUAUAUGAGAGGGAAUAUGGAGUUACCAGACUUCUUGACCCUGAAGAUUUGGACGUACCCGACCCUGAUGACAAGUCUGUGUUGACCUACGUCUCCUCCCUCUACGAUGUCUUCCCACAAGUCCCCACUGUCGAGCAGUCACUCAGAGACAAUGAGCGUCAGCUGAAGGUGGAGGAGUACCGCGACCUUGCCACCGCCCUGCUCUCCUGGCUGACUCCCACCACUAACAUGAUGCUCGACCGCUCCUUCCCGGGCAACCUGAUGGAGCUCAAGAAUUUGCUGGCUGACUUCAAUAGAUUCCGUCUGGAAGAUUUCCCAGAAAGAAUGGAACAAAGGAAGAAGCUGCUCAAACUGUGGGAGGAAAUACAGCAACUCUCCACAGACUCCGCCCAUCCCGGGAUAGAGGAGGAGUUUAGUCCGGACAAUAUCAACCGAUUGUGGAGCAGAUUCGUCUCUGCCCAGCAGGAGAGAGACAUGGCCCUCCAAGCAGAGAUACUCAGGUUGGAGAGACUGCAGCGAGUAGCGGAGAAGGUGCACCGAGAGUCGAAGCUAAACGAGGACACUCUGGUGGAUCUGGAGAGGAAGGUGGCGGAGGAAGAGAGGAGGGUGGAUGUGAUUCACCCCUUCGAGGCCAAGCGUAGCUGUGAUGCAAUUGACCGGUCCAUCAAGACCAUAGAGGACAACAUUCGUAACCUGUUCCGAGACAUUCACAGUUUACAAGAUGGACGAUAUCCUCAGGCAGAUCAAAUCUACAGGAGGGUAUCGGACCUUCAGACGCGUGUGUCGCAGCUACGCACGCAGCUGUACAGCAACGUGGUGCAGCGGUUGCUGUCCAGGUCCUACGUGGAGGAGGGCCGCACCAUCACCAAGAGGAAGGAGGUCAUCACAGAGGUCCGGAUGGUGGACACCAACCCCGCCUUCAAACACUUACAGGACUGUCUUGACUGGAUCGAGGAGAAGCAGCAAUCCCUCGAGUCAGCCGAGUACGACAACGAGCUGUCCCGUAUCCAGGCCCUGCUCCAGGCCCACCAACGGGUCCACCAGGAGAUCCUUGGCUUCCGGGCUCAGGUCGACAAGUGUAUAGCAGACCGGAGAAGUCUUUCAGGAGAAGAACAAAAGCUUUACACCCAGACUCUUUCCAAAGCUGAAGUGGCUUAUUCCUUGUUAACGAACACGUCCGUACGCCGUCAGAAGUGCCUGGAGUCACUACAUGACUUUAUCCAGGUGGCCACAGCAGAGCUGGUGUGGCUUGGACACAAGGAGGGCGAGGAGACGGCCCGAGACUGGGGCAGUCGCAACAUCAACGUCGGGGAAGUCGAUGAACAACACAGGGGCCUGGUCCGACAGCUAGAGUCCCGCGAGUCCCAGUUCAACGCUGUACAGGAACGAGGUGGUGCUAUGAUUCUAGACAGACAUCCAGCAGCUAAGACUGUCGAGGCGUACAUGGCCACGUUGCAGUCUCAGUGGUCCUGGCUGUUGGAGUUGACGGCGUGCCUGGAGCAGCACCUCAAGCACGCCACCGCCCACCAACAGUUUUUCGAGGAGGGGCAGGAGUGUGAGCAGUGGAUGAUGCGACAGACGGAACAUCUCCAGAAACGAUACGCACGAAAAAUGCUCCCCGGAGAGGAGGCAGAACAUCUACUCCGAGAACUGGAGGAAAUGCAGGACCGUCUCCAUGACUACGAGCGCCAUAUCUCGUCUCUGGUGGUACGCAGUCACGAGGUUGUCCCCCUUCUGCAACGGAACCGCCCAGUGUUCAAUCCAGUCCGUAUCCGAUCAAUUUGCACAUACCACCAGGAGGAGCUGAGUUUCCAGAGGGGAGAAGAGUGUGUUUUGUUGAGCAAUUCAGAUGCUCUGAAAUGGAAGGUGCGGACGGCUGUGGGUAUGGAAUCGACGGUGCCAUCUGUCUGCUUCAUAAUCCCACCCCCCAACCAGGAAGCCGUGGACUAUGCAAACAGGUUAAAGUCACAGCUGGAGAAGUUGUUGUCCCUGUGCCGUACCCAGCAGCGGAACAUGAGAAAGGGGAUGGUGCUUGCCACGAUAGAGAUUGUCAAGGGAUGGGACCUCAAACAGUUCCGUGCCCUUGACCCCUCCCAACGUGUGGCCAUAUGGCAGGCACUGCGACAGGACGCGGAGAAACUCCUGGCCGAGUGCGGAGACUCUGACCCUCAGAUGGCCAAACUCCGACAAGACCUGCAGGAGUGUAACCAGAUCUUCCUCAACCUCUCGUCUCAGGCAGCAGCAGACGAGUCCAAGUUGAGUCAGUCGGCGUCCCAGAGCUUCCUGCAGCAGCUGGAGCAGGUAAACCGGAACCUGGGUCAGUGUGACCAGCAACUGUCCACCCUCCUCAACAAGCCUAUCCACAACAACACUGACGCUGUUCACAGAUCUCUCACCUCACAUCAGGAGUUUGACCGAGACCUACUGAGCAGUGAACGGGAUGUGGAUCGUCUGCAGCAGACGUACCAGAACAUCACGCCAAAAACAUCCCAGAUUGAAUCCCGCCUCAAUCUCGUGGUCCAGAAAUGUGACCAGCUUAAAGCAAUUUCACAGAUAUAUGUAGAUAGAAUGAAGAGCGCCAUGCUUGUAGUUUCGAGUCUGGAUGAAGUGAAGCAGCUAGUGUCGGACUACGAGAUUACGCUGGCCUCACAUGACAACAUGACCUCUGACACACAGGGUCUUCGCAAUACAAAAGAGGAGCUGGUGGACCUCCAGUCCUCCAUCCAGACCAAGCAGCCCCACGUUGACUCCCUGAAGCGGGAGGUGCUGAAGUUGCGGGCGCUGACAGAGCACAGCCGCCCCGGUGUCAUGCAGCACCACGACGUGGAGUCGCUGGAGAAGGACGUUGACGAGGUCACCGGGCGCUGGGACAAUGUCUGUAUACAGGUGGUGGAGAGACUGCGGAGCAUGGACACGUCGUCUGACCUGGCCUCCCUGUACCACAACGGGCUGACCGGGGAGCAGCAGUGGGUCGGCCAGAUGCAGGCCAGGAUAGAGUCCCAGCCCCUCCUGUCAGACAACGUCGACCAUGUCAAACAACAGCUGGAGCCCACCAUGUCUAUUUACAACUCCCUCGGAGAACGUCGCCACCAGAUCGAGGCUGUCAACCGUCAUGGCGGACAGUACAUCCGAGAAGCAAAGAUUUAUGACAAGCGACUGCGGCACUACAGGGAAAGUCUUGAAGAAGUUGACGCCAAGUUGAUCGAAACUGUACAUAAGAAGUUAAAGACUCAAUCAGGUGCAAAGGCAGUGCAGCAGGAGCUGGACACACUGAACAAAGACUACAUGGAAAUGGUCAAGUGGACAAGUGCUAGGUUGAAGGACAUCACAGCCAUACUGUCCCAGGCCAAUAUAGACAUUAAGUUCCAAAUGGUCAUAGAUGAUGAAAUUCCCCUACUUCGUACAUUCCGUGCCGAGCUGGCUAAACGAUCCUCCAUGCUGUUUGAUGAGGACAUGGAGGAGUUCUUCCAGCAACUCAACGAGUUCGAGGGCUACGGAAACUUACCCACGACCUACUUCGGUGGACACCAUACCUACGUCAGUCAAGCUGUUAUCCAACCAGCUGCUACAGUUUCAGCCCAGCUGGAGAACCAAGAAAGGCUGUUGCGUGUUUCCAAGGUCGGCACUGUCCAAGAAGUCGUAGGUCCUCAGCGAAGUAGGACAAAUCUUGAUAGUAUGAGUGUAUCUGUGAGUCAAGACCAUCAAAGACGUCUGUAUGAAAAGGUGGCUGUGAUGACGAGUUCAAAUGCCAGGGCAACAAGUGCAGAUGUUCAGACAUUGAUCACAGUGAGGAACACUGAGGUUGCACCAAGGGGACCAUUGUUGCAUGUGUCAGCCAUUUUGAACCCAUCGACCAGGGAAAGAGUGAACCUUGUCGAAGCUAUACAAUCUGGUUUGAUUGAUCCCAAGACACAAACCUACUGUGAACCCAAAUCAAAACAGAGGCUGUCCUUACACAAUGCUGCAAAACAAGGAUUCAUUGACGAGAGCCUUUUGAAACAAAUGAAUUCCAACUCAGGCAUCAAGGAUAGGACAGGCAAAAGUUUAACUCUUAUGGAAGCAAUUGGUAAAGAUUUGUAUGACCCUGUUACCAAUUCUGUGAAAGACCCAGCUUUUGGUACAGAAAUGCCUUUGUCUGUUGCAGUGUCAAGGAACAUUAUGUCAGAAUCUUGUGCCGCUUCACUGCAAGGAGAGCCUGUCAAUAUCACAGCUAUAACACAUGCUCAAGCUGUUGUUCCCAAUUCUGAUCUUGCUAAGGCUGAUGCUUCAGUAAGUCUCACUCAGGCAAUAGAGCAAGGCUUGUUUGAUCAAUCUACUGGAAAGAUACAUGACCCCUUUACUGGGGAGAAGUUGACUUUGAUCAAUGCUGUAGAAAAAGGGAUUGUGAAUUCUAGUGUGUGUGAAAUUCUGAGUCCACAAACAGGACAAUGCAUGACUCUCACUGAAGCUGUGAGUAAAGGAAUAGUGGACCCUGUCUCUGGGACCUAUGUCCAUGCAACUACAAAACAGAGAUUGCCACUAGAUGAAGCUCAUACAAGAGGGCUUGUGAGGAGACCUGCUCCUCUCUCGGAUGUGAUAUCUGACGGGUGCUUACUAGAAAAUGGAUCAAUACUCGAUAAAACCUCAGGGCAAGUAGUGACACUUGAAGAAGCUUUGAGGUCAGGGUUGGUUGAUGGUGAAAGUAAGUGUCUUGUUGAUCCCAAAUCUGGUGAUGUACUAUCGUUGAGUGAAGCCAUGAGGCGAGGGCUUGUGAAUAAAGCUGGUGACUUUGUGCCGUUUGGUAGAGGCUCUCCGAAAUCUAUCUUGAAUGCUGUUGGACAGGGCGAUCUUAAGCUUGUGAAUGAAAGUGUUACAUUCUCAGACUCCUUAGUUAAGGAUACCUCAACAAAACAAGGAGUAACCUUGUCUGAAGCAAUAAAGCAAGGCUUAAUGACAUCCAAGGGCACUUUCAUUGAUAAAAGGACAAGGCAAGAACUUUCACCGCAACAAGCUGUGGCUCGUGGUAUCGUUGAUCAGUCCCUAGUAGAUAAAUUAAACCAGAAAACCAGUCUCAAAGACAGAACUGGUCAAACACUGACCAUGCUGCAAGGAGUGCAGAUGGGAUACAUCUCACCAGAAGAUGGUUCAGUGAAAGACCCAAGAACAGGGAAGCUCCGUACUUGUCAACAAGCAGCCACAGAAGGAAUAUUAAAACCAGAUGAAGCUUCAGACUUGCUGAGUCUCAUAAGUCCAGUUGUGACUUCAACAACCAUCCUGACUCAGAUACAACCUUCCCACCCUGAGGCAGUGAUCAGGUCUCUGUCGGUGACAGAAGCAACCAGGAGAGGUCUAUUGGAUGAUGGAACUGGCAUGUACACCCAUCCUCAGACAGGAGAAAAGAUGCCAGUUGAUGAAGCUUUAAGUAGAGGAUACCUUCGCCUCAGCUCAGAAUGGCCCUCCACACCUGAUGGAACUCUUCCUAAAGGUUUUGAUGAGCUGGAUGAAAGAAAUGGUGCUACAUUCAAAGUGUCUGUUGGAACACAGCCAAGAGACACUGAACCCUCCGAGUCUGUUGAAUCUUUCAUGUCUAAAUCUGGUGCUCAGUAUUCCUUCACAACCACAACCACAUCCCUACCAUCUAUAACACCAACAGUCAUCAAUGAGACACGUCAGUUGACUCUGAAGUCUGUUGUUGAUCCCAGAACUGGCAGGGACAUUAGUGUUACAGACGCCAUGAAUAGGGGCUUGAUUGAUCUUGAGAAAGGACUUUACUGUGAUUCAACCAGUGGAACAAAAAUGCCUUUGAACAUUGCUGUUGAACGAGGCUACAUAAAAGCAGAUCAAAUGAGUGAUCCAAGUUCUCAAAAUGGUGAACCUAUUAAGGAAACGAGAGCAUUUUCCAUCACUGGUGUUAUUCAUCCCAAAACUGGUGAGAAAAUGACCGUUAGCCAAGCAAUAAGAAACGGAAUCCUUGACCAAGAAAAUGGCCUCUAUCAUGGAGCUGACAAGUUUGGUAGAAAGGACACAAUGCCCAUCAGUGAAGCUAUACAGAAAGGGUUUGUGAUAGCUGAAGACAUCAGUACAACUGUGUCUGUUCCUGGAUCUCUGCUUAGAGAAACCAAAACAUUCAACUUGAAGAGUGUGAAGCACCCUCUCACUGGCAAAUACAUGACUGUAGCAGAUGCUGUAUCCCAGGGCAUCAUUGACGAGUCAGAAGGUGUUUAUAACAACCCAUUCACUGGGGUGAAAAUGUCAAUCCAUGAAGCCAUUGAGAAGAAACUGAUUGAGGCUGAACUCACAUCUGUGACAUCAAAUGCAGAAGGAGAUGUUAACAAGAUAACCACAACAAAACUGACAACCCUAGCUGUGACUGCUGUCAAAGAUCCAAGAACUGGUAGACUGGUAACUGUAAACAAAGCUAUUGAGGACGGUAUCCUUGAUCAUGGGAAGGGUAUCUAUCACAAUCUUGUCACUGGACAGAGCAUGCCACUCAAUGAAGCAAUAGACAGUGGCCUUGUUAUGGCAGACACAGCAGAAGAUGAAGAUGACUUGGAAAGAGCAGAGAUAGCUAGUAUCCAUAUUGCUGAUGAUCAAGAAUCAUUUGAAGCUACUCUGCUCGAAGACAUUCACUCUGAAACCAUGACUCUAAGCAUCAGCAGUGUCAUUGAUCCCAGAACAAUGGAGAUGAUCUCUUACGAUGAUGCCGUCCUUAAUGAUAUUCUCAUGGUCAAUGAUGGUAUCUAUCGCAAUCCCUUAACAGGUGAAAAAAUGACUAUUACUGUUGCCAUGGAAAAAGGCUUAAUUCAUGGAGAAGUCACAGCAAAGACCAAAGAGGAAGAAAUCAUGAGGUGCUCUGUCAAUGCAGAAAAACCAACUUUCACUUCGUCCCACCAGAUAACAUCUGCUAUUGAUCCUAGAACUGGAAAGCAGAUUUCUGUAGCAAGAGCUGUGAAAGAAGGCCUGAUUAAUGUUGAAAAAGGUACCUUCUAUGACACCAGAUGUGGAGAAGAGAUCUCUCUUGAGAAUGCUAUGAACCAAGGCUUCUUAAACCCAUCCAAACAGACAGGUGCUUCCGAACUUGAGAAAUCCAUGGAUGAAGAUGAUGAUAUUCCAAAGAUUGUUCUGAGGAGAAGCUCCGAUAAAGAUUCUCCUUGGUCAGUUGUGGACAUUGAACUGGAAAAGACAACAGCAGAAGAACCUGGAGAGUCAACACUUGCAAGAGAAGUUCUUCAUUAUUCCACUGAAAUAGAAAGUCAUAGUCCAUUGAACAGAUCCACAGACUUCCCUCAUACACCUCUAACUCCAGGUGAAGUCUUUACUCAGGAAUCAGGCAGACAACCUCUCGGACUUUCUUAUGAGGCAGCAGUGAAACUAGGCAUAGUAGACACUGAAAGGGGCAGAGUCAAAGAUCCCAAAACUGGAGUGACUAUGACUUUGUCUGAUGCUGUCACAUGUGGUCUAAUAGAUGCAGACAAAACAGCCAUUUCUGAUCCUACCUCAGGAAGGACCAUCAGUCUAAGUGAUUGUUUAACAAAAGGUAUUGUUAAUCCAGUGUCUUGCAAAGUUGACCCUAUGGUAGCUGAACAAUCUGGUGUGAAGCAAGCAGAACAACUAUUCAAAGGCAAACAGCUAAACCUGAUUGAUACUGUAAGGAAUGGAUUGUUUGACAACAGAUCUGGAAAGAUCUUUGAGCCAACUAUUGGCAAAUCAAUCACAUUGCGAGAAGGAUUAAAUAAGAACUAUAUUGAAGGCACACUGGUUACUGUGAAAAACACUCAGACUGGAGAAAGGGUACCCUUGAAACGUGCAAUGCAGCAGGGUCUCAUUGAUGGGACGUUGUGUUUAGUUUGGGACAAAGCAACCAACAAGAAAAUACCACUCCCAGUUGCAAUAGAAAGAGACUUGGUUGAAAAUGUGCUUGAUUGUUCAUCUGGACAGUUAUUGGAUUCUCAAUCGGGGAAACAAAUUCCUUUAGAAAAAGCCCUUGCUCAGGGUAAACUGAAGCCUGAAAGUGUUGAAGUAUUGGAUACAAGGACUGGUGAACAUGUUCAGUAUCAGGAUGCAUUGAGACGUGGUCUCAUUGACAGGUCAGGCAAUGUUGUUGACAAGUCUGAUGGAAGUAGCAUGUCUGCAGAAGAUGCACUGAAGAUGGGUCUCCUUGCUAUUGUUGGUGGUCCUAUUUUAGCUGGGAAGAUGGUUGUGGAUGCAGUCAAGAAGAAGACGUCAGAGAGAUCAAGCCGUCCAUCUGGAUUCUCUGAAGGACAGUUGAAUGGGGAACCAAAUAACAGAGAGUCCUCAAGAACAGUGGAGACAAGGGAAACAGAACCAUUGACAACAAUAGUGUAUGCUAAACCAGGUGACAACAUCCGUCCUGCCAAGCCAACCAGUUCUAGAGAAGUUCAAGAAGUAGUUAUUGAAACAAGUGUGAUUCAAAAGGUUAGGAAACCAUCGGAUAUGUGGGAAGAUGGAAAGAUUGAAACAAAGUUACAUGAGGUGGGGAAGGUGACAGACGAACUGGAUAGUUCGGAAACAUCCACUGACAGAUUUUCUUCGGUAAGUGGUGUAGUUGGAGUUGCUCCUGUAGAUUCUGCUUCCUCCCUGUUCUCUGCACCCUCUCCAUCAUCGCCAACAAAAUCAUCUGUGCGUAUUUCUCAACAGUCUGAGGUGAAGGGUGUUCCUAUGCAACCUAGUCCAAGUUCUAUCUCUGCUCCCCAAAUAUAUACACCCUCUAUCUCCAGCUCUGAAACCAAACCAAGUGUGCCCUCUGUUAGUGACUCUGACCUUGAUAUAGAUUGGAAUUCUGGACAAGUCCUUGUUAAAUCUACUGGUGUUGCUAUGACUGUUACUCAGGCUGUACAGAAAGGUUACAUUGAUUCAGAAGUUGUUGAAAGGCUUGCUGUGAAUUCUGGAUUUGAGUCUGGGCAUAAGAUAACAAUAAACUGGGAUGAUGGGUCAAUCACAGAAAAGAACUCGGGUAAAACAUACACUAUCCAUCAAGCCCUAGAUAAAGGUCUUAUUGAUAGACCUACAUUCAAUGCUCUGACAGCUGUAACAGGUGAUCAGACACAAACAACAUCAGGUUAUACCCAAGGCGUGCAGUUUUCUGAGACAUUCAAGUCCACAACAGUGCAAAAGAGUUCCCAUAGAGAAGGCACUGCUGGUGACAAAAUCACUUCCUCUGUAAGACAUUCUGAAAAAGUGGAAUCUGUGGCUGGAUCUAGAGUUACUGAUACAAAACCUUUGAGACCGUCUAAUGAAGUUCCUACCUUGAAUCAGCUUGUCAAAGAAGAACAAUACAUUCCUUCGACUGGAAAAGUGAUUGACCCCAAGACCAGGAGAUCAAUGACUAUAAGUGAAGCUGUUGGUAAAGGUCUGGUCGACUCAGAGAACUCUGUAGUCAUAGAUCCAAAAUCUGGCCACGCAGUCCCACUUGUUGAUGCUAUCGACAGGGGUAUCUUGGAUCCCAGAACUGGAUACUUAAUUCAUGCUGACACAGAUGAGAAGAUCACCCUUCAGGAAGCUGAUCUUGAAGGACUCAUUCCUCAUCCUGAACACCUAAAUACUUUACGAAUCAACGGCAAAGCCAUGAGUUUAAAAGAUGCUGUUGCUAAAGGACUUGUUGACAUGGAGAGUGGCACAUUCACCGAUCCUUUGACAAGUGACAUCAUGUCUCUGGCUGCUGCAAUCAGCUAUGGCUAUGUUGCUUCUGGAGAAGCUCAGACUGCAACUUCUGGAAAAUCGGUGACGUUUAAUGUAAGUGAGAAACUCAAUGAAAUCAGAACAACAAAGGAGCAUGUGGAAAGGAGGUCCAGAGACAGAGAAGUUAUUGAUCCAUCAAAACGGAUAUCAUUUGCUGAAGCCCUUGAUCUGGGCUUCAUCGAUCUUGAGACACAGAAAUACACAGACCCAAAUACUGGUUCCAGAAUGGCUAUUAUUGAUGCCCUAAGGGAACAGAUCCUUGACCCAUCAGCUACCCUAGAGCCUGCCCAAUCAGAAGGUAUGAGUCCUUUGACUGCAGUAGAGAGAGGUCUGUAUGACAAAUCUAAAGGAGGAUUUAAGGAUCCUGCUUCCCCAAAGAAAAGUCUGACAUUCCAAGAAGCUGUAAAAACAGGAUUUUUGAGCAGCAAGUUCUCCAUUUAUGAUGUCAAAUCUGGUGAAAUUUACACACUAGAAGAGGGCAUUUCAGAAGGAAAAUUAGAUGCAACAUCUGGAGAGGUUUAUGACCCAGACACGAAAAGAAGCAUUCCGUUGAAAGAAGCUGCAAAGAUGGGUCUCAUAGCUGUUGUGGGUGCCCCUGUAGCUGCUGCCUUCAUGGCAAAGGAGAAAAUUGGCUCUGUAUUUGGAUCAAGGAAAGGAGCUGCACCUGUACAAGAAGGACCAAAAGAAAGUGAAGGGCCAUUGAUUACUUUCCAAACUGUAACUGUGAAACAACUUUCUCCUAAAGUCAUUGAAGUGACCCAGAUGGAACAAGGUACAGAACUUGGGAAGGGGAAGGCUGAUGUCUUGACCUUAAUGGAAGCUGUGUCAACAGGCUACCUGAACACAAAGACGGGCGUUCUUAAGGAUCCAAACACGAGUAGGCAAAUUACUUUGUUUGAGGCUGUCAGACAAGGUGUUGUGAGAGGAGAUUCUGCCAUUCUUAAUUACAAAGGAUCAAAGAUACCACUGGAGAGAGCUCUUCUUGAUCGUAUUCUUGAUCACACUGGUCAUAUGGAAGUUAAAGGAUCGCCCAAGAACCUAGAACAGCUGAUCAAAGAUGGAAUCAUUCAGGAAGUGUCAGUGAACCCAAUUGAACACAGUAAACUUCUUGCCAAAACGGUCGAGAAAGUAAGUGUUGACUCUGUUUAUGAUUCAAGAACGAAUCAACAAAUCAGUCUUGAUGAAGCCAUUGACAAAAGAAUUAUUCAUCUUGAAGAUGGAACAUAUGUAGACCCAUCUACAGGAACGGAUAUGGACAUUUCUGAUGCUGUUAGAAAGGGGCUUGUUCAAGGUACUCUCAUUGAUAGUGUCAGAACUAAAGAACACACAACAAGAGCUGGUUUUGCUGCAGAAGUGGCAUUUUCAGAAAAGAAGACCCUGAAAGUCCAGUCUGUAAGAGAUCCUGAAUCUGGUAGAAAUAUUCCUCUUGCAGAAGCGAUAGCUAAAGGAAUAAUUGACAAAGAGGGGAAAACCUAUUUCGAGAAGUCAGCCCAGAAACACAUUCCUAUAGAGACGGCAAUGGAGCAACAGUUAGUAACAGCAAGUGAAAUUAAGGCUGAGAUGAAGACAGGGGAAAAAUACACAAGAUCAAGUGAAAACAUUGUCACACAGACAAAAACAUUCAAUAUUCAAGGAGUUUUGGAUCCUGCCACAAACAUCCAGAUGACUGUUGCAGAGGCAAUUCAGAAUGGUGUUCUUGAUACAUCAGCAGGUGUAGUUAUCAAUAAGAGAACUGGCGAGUCAAUGUUGAUUGCAGAUGCUCUUAAACAAGGCUUAUUGAAGGGAACCACUUCUGGUCAAGGGGCCCAUGAUGUGUCAGUUGUGAAAAGGAGAGAUCAACAACAGUCAGUGUAUGAUACAGAGAGUGGACAUUACUUGUCUUGGAAGGAAGCAGUUCGACAAGAUAUCAUUGACCCUUCCACAGGAAUGUAUAAGAUCUCUGACUCAGAAGCCAUGUCAGUUGAACAAGGUGUCCGUGAAGGUUUGAUCAGAAAAGGGCCUGCACAAAGCACUUUGAAGAAACGAAAGUCGUUUGAUGUUACUGCAGUCUAUGAUUCCCGAAAAGGCAAAGAAGUCCCUGUGGUAGAAGCUAUUGACACUGGACUGAUCAAUUUGCAAACCGGAAUGUACAAUGACCCAGCCUUCUCCACAUCAAUAUCCAUUCAAGAUGCCUUUCAGAAAGGACUAAUUAGUUCCUCAACCAGAGAAGUAAGACCUGACACAACAUUUGCAAAGUCUUUAGCAGUUUUAGAUUCUGCCGAUGGAGAAACUAUUACUACCCCAGUUAUUGUAGAAAAACGAGAUAUUCCAGUUCGAGAGAGAGCAACAGCGGAAUAUAUUGAUUCAAGUACAGGAAAAGCAGUCCAUGGUGCUAAACGUUUCCAGAUCUCUGGAGAUGAACAGGAAGGACAGGUACUUACUUCAGUUGUCCAGAAAUCUUUGACAAUCCACAGCCUGGUUGACCCUGCCACAGGAAGAGAAAUCUCAUUGGCUGAGGCUGUAGAAGAGGAAAUAUUUGACCCUGACAAGGGAGAGCUCAUCAACAAGAACACUGGUCAACAUAUCUCUGUUGAUGAAGCUAUGGGAAAAGGUAUGGUGAGUGCUGAUGUCGUUCAAGGACAGAAGGCUCAGGAAUUCACUCUCGUUAAAGGAUUGAUCAUCACCAGUGUAACUGAUGCCAGGACAGGAAAGGAGAUGUCCAUUAGGGAUGCCAUGAAAAAUGGCAUACUAGAUGAAAAGGCAGGAACCUAUUACAACACAGCUACAAAGAAGAAGGUGCCUGUCAAGACUGCAUUGAAGCAGGGCAUGAUUGAAGGGAAAGAUGUGGAAAAGUCUGAACAACAAAAACAAGACUCUAAACAGAUAAAUGUGACUUCAGUCAUGGAUUCAAAGACAGGAGAGGAACUCAGGCUGGAGGAUGCCAUGUAUAAGGGUAUCAUUGAUGAACAUUGUACUAUGUACACUGAUACUCUGACUGGAAAGAAAUUGUCUGUAGAGGAAGCUAUGAAAGAAGGACUUGUUGCAGGAUCCAUUCAGACUAUAUCUCAAACACAGACCACAGUUAUGUCAAAGAAAUCAUCCUCAAAGUACAACAUUGUUGGUGUAAUUGACACAAGAAAUGGAGCAGAAAUCUCUGUUGGUGAUGCAGUUAACAAAGGAAUACUUGAUCCAACAGGAACAUUUGUGGACACCAGAACAGGAUCUGUUAUGUCUGUGGCAGAUGCUAUCAAGAAGGGAUUAGUCAUCACUGAGGAGGUAGGAGAUGAAAAGGGUGCAGCUGAUGUCAGUAUCACCGUGAAACGGCAUGGAGAAAAAUUUGUAGAUGCAAUGAGAAAUGGUUCUGUGGACCCCAAUACUGGACUGUACAGGGAUAAUGAAGCUUCCAAAACAUACAGUGUUGAUGAAGGGAUCCGAUCUGGUAAACUUCUCAGUGAUGAUGGUAGACCAUACAGGUUCAAAGUUGAGCCAAGCAAAGGAAUUAGAUUCACCUUUCAGAAUGCUCUUAAACUACGUUUCAUAAACACAACAACUGGACUAUUCCAUCAUGAACUUUCUGGACAGGAAAUGACAAUUCAAGCAGCCCUUGACAAAGGGUUCUUAUCCCCAGUCUCAACUGUUGUUGGUAAUCGUGGGGAAAGUGUUGUUAUGUUGAAAUCAGGCGUGGCACCUGUCAUUUCUGCUGAGGGAAUGAAGGAGCUUAUUGACACACAAACCGGGCAGAAAAUGACAGUUAGUGAAGCCCAGGUAAAGGGCAUGAUUAGUCAUCUGUCUCCAACUGAGAAACCAAGUCUUGAUGAAGCCUUCACAGCAGGUUCAGUAGACUCAACAGGACUUUAUCAUGAUCCACUGACUGGUGAAACCAUGACAGUUGAUGAAGCAGUGAUGUGUGGAUUCCUCAACUUGCAACCAAAUGUGCAACCAAAUGGAAAUGAAGAUGUUGUGGAUCGAAAACCUCAACAUAAGAAAGAAAUACUUUCUCUAACCAAUGCUGUCAAGUUUGAGAUGGUGGAUCCUUUAACUGGUAUAUUCACAGAUUCUGACUCUGGAAAAUCCAUGCCAGUUGGACAAGCUGUGUUAGAGGGGUAUCUGGCACCAACAAUGUCAUCUUCAAAAGAUCAUGAUAACCACAAGCCACCACAAGACAAAUACAUCACAAUGACAGAAGGCUCUCCUUUCAAACCAAAACAAGAUAUUGUGGUUGAAAAUGGACAGGUUGUAUCCACAACAGCCACAGAGGUGACUGUGACAUCUGGUUCUGCAACCUACACUGCUAGACCAGGAUUUACUAUAGAUUCAUCUGGUAAUGUUGUUAACACCAAAACAGGUGAGAAGAUGUCUUUGUCAGAAGCCGAACAUGCCGGAAUUGUAGACAUUGAGGAGUCUCAAGGUGUUGGUGCUGUACAGGUGACAAGUCCAGCUCCUCCAGUCAUUGAGGUAUCUUCCCCGGCAUCCUCUGUCACGACGUCCUCAGCAACUACCCCAACCACACCGGUGGAACAGACAAAGGAUUCAUUAGGUAGAACCAUCAAAGUGUCACCCAUGUCCAUAUCUGAUGAACAAGUUAAAAGCACGACACCCGAUACAUCAACAGACAGUGAAUUGACUGAUACUUUGACACAAGACGCCACAGUUUCAACCAGUGUCGAUUCUCAACACGAUGGUUGCAGUGAUAUGUCUUCACAUGCAAGUGACAUUGAGAAAGGGAAAUUUCAAAAGAAUCAACAGCCAAGUCACCCUGCAGGACAAGGAUCACUUAUACUUGAACGAUACAUUGAAAAUCUUUUGUUCAAUUUUUGGGAGCCUCAAUCAGAGAGGCUCAUUCAUCCUAAAAAAGGUACCAAGCUAGGAUUUCAAGAUGCUAUAAAAAUAUCUCUUCUGCCUGAAAGUCUUCGAGUGAAACAGUUUCAAGGAGAGGAUGAUGUGAGUGUGUUAGAAGCAUUGUCAUCAGGCCAGAUGGACAGGAAGUCAGGCCGAGUCGUUGACAUGAACUCAGGCUUGGUAACCCCAGUCCUUGAAGCUCUUAAAACAGGAGUCCUGAUGAUCCAUGAAGAUGAUGCUUGUGAUUCCAGCACUGUAGAUGCAAUAUCAAAAGAACUGGGAGAGGGACUUUUCCAGCUUGUUGUGAAAGGAGAGGCAAGAAUGUCUUUGAGGAUAAUGGACAGGAAGAGUGGAAAGAAAUACUCAGUUCCAGUAAGCAUCCAGCAGUCACUGAUGUCCACAAAAGAUGCGACUGUGAAGGACACUGUGUCAGGCAAAUGGAUGAAUUGGGAGGAUGCCAAAAGAGUGGGUUUAGUUUUGGAUGCCCGUCCAGUAACACUGCAGCAAGCAGUGCUGACAUAUCUCUCUAAGACAAAGAAAGAUCAGUUUUACAAACCAGGUGAAUGUGGAACUUUGCUUACUCUUGAGCAGAUGAUUGACCAAGGUUUUAUUGAUACCAAUAAAAAAGAAAUCUUUGACAAUGAAAACAAUGAAUGGGUUACUGUUGAAGAAGCUGUAUCACGAAAGAUACUUGAUACACAGACAGGGAAAGUGUUUCACACUUCCAUUGGGAAGGCAUUACCUCUUCUUGAUGCGAUGGAUAGUGGAUUAAUUGUGUCCAGUAAGUUAAAUUCAGCCAAGUCUCCAACAUCAAAUAUGGCAAAUGGGACAAAUGGAAAGAGGUUAAACAUCCCCAAUGGUGAAAGACUGCCUAAUUCUAUUGGAAUCCUUGAAGCUUUAGAAAACGGAAGUUUGGAUCCGUUGACAGGAGAACUGUUCACUGAUGGAGAAACAUAUUCCUUUGAGGAUGCAUACGAAAGUGGGUUGCUUUCACACAAAGAUGUGUAUGUCGUAGAUCAAGGAACGGGACUGGUGUACUCUUUCCAUGAAAGCAUCAACCUAGGAUUUGUGGAUAUGAAGUCUGGUGGUAUAUAUGACACAGUAAGUGGUGAGAAACUGACUAUUUACAAAGCCAAACAGAAGGGUUUGUUGAGAAAUACGCCACAAGCUUUCCUUCCUUUGAUUGUAGCAUUCCAGAGUGGGAUCUUUGACCCUGAGGAAAAAGCAGUCCAGCAUCCUGUGACGAAACACUUCAUAUCUCUGACAGAAGCCAUUGCUGAAGGUCUGAUCAACCCUGCUUCCAGACUAACACAUCCAGUCACCAUGGAAAAAUUCACUUUGCAGGAAGUUAUUUCAAAUGGUUCUUUGAAUCUUGAUACACUUGACAUUGUGAUCCCAGGUGGAAGGAAGAUUUCAUUGUUUGAAACUAUCACCCCUGGAAGAAGGAGAUCUUCUUAUGCAGGUGACUUUGGUAGGAAAUCUAGCCUUACUCUUGAUGAGGCUAUUACCAGAGGCAUGUAUGAUCCCGUUUUGAAUUGUGUAACAUCUAAAGACAAAUCAGUUCCACUGAAAGAUGCAUUGAAAUCCAAUCUCAUCCACACAGACUCUCUUGUCAGAGACCCUUUCAGCGGGGAUAUUCUUUCUUUAGGAGAAGCCCUGGACAAGAGAAUAAUUGAUCCAGAAUCAGGCAAAAUGAUUGAUGCUACAGGACAAGCAAUAGCUCUUAACUUUGCCAUGGACAAAGGACUGAUCCUCAGGUCAAAAGCUCCUCUUGGAUUAUCCUUGUCUGAAACUCUUGAUGAAGGUCUGUUUAAUGUCAUUUCAAACAAGUUUCUUAAUCCAGAUACAAACCAAGAGGAAGAACUGUCAGCUGCUCUUCAAAAUGGUAUAAUUGACCCAGAUCUGAUCAAAGUCAGAGAUACAAGCACUGGGAUGUUACUUAACUUUAACUCAGCAGUGGACAAUGGUCUUUUGAAUCUGGAUCAGGGUACUUGCAUGGAUACUGCUGAGGGUGAGGACUACAACUUGAUAGAUGCUAUGGACAAAGGAAUCAUCAUAGACACUUGUAACCAGCCUAAUAUUACCCUCCAAGAAGCAAUUGAGGAAAAUAUUCUUGAUCUUGACACCUGUACAUUUAGAGAUCCUGUCAGUGGUUUCAUUGUUCAGUUAGAUGAUGCGAUGGAGUCUGGACUUAUAGACAGACUUUCUGUUAGUGUGAGAGAUACAUCAAGUAAUACUCUUGUAACACUUGAUGGAGCCAUUGCAGAAGGCCUAGUUGAUUCUUCAACAGGAAUCUACACAGAUCCAGAGUCUGGUAGAAAACUGACUUUUAGAGAAGGUUUUGAGAAAGGUCUCAUUUUCUCUGACUCUUGUAUUUCGGAUGACAGUUUGAUGGAAGCUAUAAGACAGGGGAUAUACAGUGAGAAAACUGGAAAGUUUAUUGAACCAUCUACAGGAAAAGUUAGGGAUCUGAGUGAAGUUUUCAGAGAAGGACUCAUUGACUCGGACAGGCUUAAAAUCCUUGAUAAAGGAAACAAGAAACUUCUGACAUUCAAGGAGGCAGUAGAUGCCAAGAUUAUUGAUGUUAAGAAUGCUCUGGUUGUGGACUCUGAAACCAGUGAAAUGGUGAAUCUUAAGGAAGCCCUUGAUCGAGGUUUAAUCCAGGAGAACAUUAGUACCAUGACUCUGUCCUUGAAACAAAGUGUUGAUGGACAACUACUGCAGAUGAACCAAGGCACAAUCCUUGAUCCAUUAUCUAAAAAGCCUCUUUCAUUGAAAGAAUCUAUAGAUAUUGGUCUCAUUGACAUAUCAGAUGUAUUAUUCAAACAGCCUAACAGUCAGACCUACGAACCUCUCUCUGAUGUAUUAGCUAAAUCUGCAGAUAUUGAAGAAGACCAAAUUAUCGUUGAUUCAUUGGGAAACAAAGUUGAUAUCUCCCAAGCUUUCAGUGACCAUGUUCUUUUUGAAAAACCUCCAUCUGGCUUACCAUUGGCUGAUGUUUUGGAAAUAGGACUGUAUGACUGUAGAAAACAAAGAUUUUGUGAUCCAGUCUCUGGGAAAGAUCUGACCCUUCAAGAUGCUAUCAGUAAGAAACUUAUCAACCCAGACCUACCCCAAGUUGUUGUUCCUGAAGUUGGAGAUUUUUCCCUGAAGCAGGCUUUGGACAAGGGCCUAGUCGAUCCACACACUGGCAACUACAUUGCUUCAGCUAGUCCACUGUCUCUUAGUGAUGCCAUGACUACAGGCAGACUCAUCACUUCCGACCCAUCAACUAGUGGAAGAAAGCAAAAUAUUAUGCAAAUGCAGGGCAUGACAUUUUCAGAGACAAAUGGAAGGAGUCAAUCUGCUCCAAAUGUCUACCAGCCAGAUGUUUCCCCUUCUGGAAGUGGUAAGCAGGUGUUUGACGAACGUUCAAGCCUUAAUGUGACCGUACCUAUUCAGGCAUUUUCAAAGGAUGGGAGGUUCUCAGUGAAAUCAAUGGAAGGACUUGCUUUCAGAGAUUCAGAUAGGGACAGACAAGUUGAGAAAUUGAAAGCCCCAGAUUUCUUUGUUGGGGAUUCCAAGAACUCAUCAGACAUUCCUCAACAAGGGACCAAAGACUAUGGCAAAGAUACGGUACAGAUGGGAGAGAUUCCUGUACCUGGGCUUCCAAAUGAACAUUCUAACUUGUCUGUGAAGGGUGAUAAAGGAUUGGGACCAAAGGACAAUAAGGCAGGAAAUGAGGCAACUGUAUGUGUUUCUGGAGAUGUCAGGGCAGACUCUCCUGAGAAAAGUGUCCAUAUUCCUGGAGUGCAAUUCAAGGAAUCUGUUCACACUGACAAAGGUGUGGUUCCCAAACAAGACGCAGCAAUGGCAGCAGUUCAGAGAGACCCACAUAUACACAAGACAGUCAAAGCUGUGAAGGAUACUGAUGCACAGUUUUCUGUUUGUGAUGAAUAUGGCCUACAGUCUCCUAAAGAUGAAUCUAAACUCUUCAUAAAAGGAGUUCCAAGAGCAAAAUCUGCUGAUAGUUUACGAGAUGCAGGUCAUCAUAUGGAGAACACAGUUCCUGUUUCAAGUUCUUUAGAUGAUGAUUCGGUUUCACCAUUGGGACAGAAAAUUACAGAUUGUACAACAGAAUCACACAAAGAUCCAUCAAAAUCUGACUUCUCAAGGUCACUGAGUAGCCCAGCAAAGGUGUCAGCAGCAGAAAGCUUCACUAAGGAUUUACAUCAAGUCAAAUGGACACCCCCAUCAAGGGAACUGUCAGCUUCCUUGGAUUCUUUAAUAGAAAACGCUGUAAAGAAACAGAAAUAUGGUCAAAAACAUUGGACUUUGUUUGACUUACUUGAGAAAGGAUACUAUGAAAAUGACACAGGGCGAUUUGUAGAUCCAAAAACAGGGGAGAGAUAUUCACUUGUGGAAGCUAUAGAGGCUGGUCUGAUUGAUCACAAUGCUAAAGUAAUCUCUCCAUGCAGUAAGCAGCCAUUAACACUCCAGGAUGCCAUAUCUAGAGGAAUAAUUGACCCAAUCUGUGGAACUUACCAUGACCAGAACAUGCAUAAAGACCUCACACUGCAGCAAGCUAAAGAUGUGGGUUACAUCUUUAAGGAGAGAGAUUCUUCAAAGAGUGCAGUUGAGAUUUAUGUCGAAGAAUUCUUAUCCGAGUCAACUUCGACUGGAAGAAAGAAACUAGAAGAAGCCUUUGAGAGUGGCAUACUUCAUAGAUCUAACUCACAGGUCAUCGAUCCAGAUACUGUCCAACCAAUUACUUUGAGAAGAGCUGCUAGUUUAGGCAUGAUUGAUGUCAAGACUGGUAACUACAAGAACCCUCAAACAGGUGAAUGCAUGUCAUUAGCUGAUGCUGUACAAAGAGGCUUCAUUCUGAGCCCUAAAGGACUAAGUCUUUACAGUGCAGUGAUGAAAGGACUAUACGAUUCAUCUUCUGGGCAGUUUGUAGGACCAGUGAGAACUGAUUCUUUGAAGGACCUGAUUGAAGAUCAAGUCAUCACUCCUCUUUGUGUUGAAGUAAGGGACCUUAGUCAUGACAGUGUGAUAUCCCUAGGUGAGGCAAUAAAAAGAGGAUUGAUUGAUCCUGACAGUGGCUGCUAUGUUAACCCCUCCAGUAACCAGUCGUUUGACUUCAAUGAUGCUAUAGCUGCUGGACUUAUCCUCAGUAGUAGCUCAAGAGAAGGCUUGCAAGAGUCUUCACAGUUGAGGCAGAAACAAUCUGCACGAGGAGAUGCACUUCCAGAGAAAGAUCAGACUCGAGUAUCCAGUGAUGAUGAUAGGCCUAAACCAGGUGUCCUGACAUCAGCUGACAAGAAGACAAAACCAGAAAGUGCACCAACUGAGGCUGAUAAGAUUAGCAAUCAAUCUGCACCUGAAGUUGUUUGUACAGCUCUUGCAGCCUCCAAAAAAGACACAGUUGGGAUAAGAAAACCACUUCAAGCUACAUUUGGUGUUGCAUCUACGACAGAGGUUGAUUCAGGUGUAGUACUGUCAGGAGGAUCAUGGGCUGAAAAUAUACAAAAACCUAUGACAGAUGUUUCUUACAUCAAUGAAAACAACCAGGAAGAUGGUUCACAAGUUCAUCACAACUUCAGAGAAGUUUUCAAGGUUGAUGAUCAUGGAAGGAGCGUUAUUUCAGAAGGCAAUGACACUAGUAGAAGAAAUGAUUUGGAAAAAAGUUACCAUGGUGAAAAAGAUGGACAUCAAGUCAGUGAAACUAGCAGGAAGGAUGAUUCAGAAAAUGAUGAAAAUGGCCGAAAUGAAUCAAGACUUGUUGGAAAGAAUGGAAAAGAUGUUCCAAAUAUAAGUGGAAGUUCCAGAAAAGUUGUUUCAGAACUUGGUGAAACUAGCAGAGAUGUACCAAAAGUUGGUGGAAAUGAUGGAAAAGAUAUUCAAAAAGUUGAUGGAACUUCCAGAAAAGAUGUUUUAGAACCUGGCACAGAUGUGUCAAAUAUUGGUGGAAAUGAUGGAAAAGAUAUUCCAAAAGUUGAUGGAGGUUCCAGAAAAGGUGUUUCAGAACUUUGCAGAGAUGUGUCAAAUAUUGGUGGAAAUGAUGGAAAAGAUAUUCAAAAAGUUGAUGGAAGUUCCAGAAAAGGAGUUUCAGAACUUGCCAGAGAUGUAUCAAGAGUUGUUGGAAAUGAUGGAAAAGAUAUUCCAAAAGUUGAUGGAAGUUCCAGAAAAGGUGUUUCAGAACUUGCCAGAGAUGUGUCAAAUAUUGGUGGAAAUGAUGGAAAAGAUAUUCUAAACGUUGAUGGAAGUUCCAGAAAAGGUGUUUCAGAACUUGCCAGAGAUGUGUCAAAUAUUGGUGGAAAUGAUGGAAAAGAUAUUCUAAACGUUGAUGGAAGUUCCAGAAAAGAAGUUUCAGAACUUGCCAGAGAUGAAUCAAGAGUUGUUGGAAAUGAUGGAAAAGAUAUUCCAAAAGUUGAUAGAAGUUCCAGAAAAGGUGUUUCAGAACUUGCCAGAGAUGUGUCAAAUAUUGGUGGAAAUGAUGGAAAAGAUAUUCAAAAAGUUGAUAGAAGUUCCAGAAAAGGAGUUUCAGAACUUGCCAGAGAUGUAUCAAGAGUUGUUGGAAAUGAUGGAAAAGAUAUUCCAAACGUUCCUGAAAGUUCCAGAAAGGAUGUUUCAAGAGUUAUUGAAUAUGGCAGAGAUGAUGUCAAGGUAAAAACACAUGUAAAAGAUUUGUCAAAUGUGGAUGAAGAUCAUGAUGAAAGGGGAACUAAAUUUGAAAAUUUAAUCAAAGAUUCAUCCCCAAGUGUUACUCCUUAUUCCAAGGAGAUGGUACCUAACAUGGCAGAAAGAGAUGGUGUCAAGCAAAACGUGGAUCUCAAACCAUCCCUCAAGGUUGAUUUUAGGAAUUCAAAUGGAGAUAUUGACAGACCCAACAUCCAGAUCAAAACUAGUGAUGAAGCUGAAGUUGAUACGACCAGAACAUCGAAACCCAAGAAAUCAGAAGGUGGGAAAGCAGGCAGAAUGGUCAGGUUCAAGGACAUUGAAUCAGAGAGUGAUUCCAAUGACUCAGUUCCAUGCUCACCACAUGAGAAAAUCCAAAGGCCAUCAACCCUUGGCAGUGACCUAAAACAGAAGGUCGACAGAGCUCGUACCAUCAGCUGGGACGAAAGUGAUGCAAGCACCCCAGAGAGUGAGGCCAACAGGCUGAAUGAGCUCAUUUUGAAGAUGAACAUUAAAGCAGGCAACACAGCCAGGGAAAGGAGAAAGGGGCGUCUGGCGGACUCCUAUGAGAAGCUGAUGCAGGAUCUGCACAAUGAGCAGAAUCGUAUAUCGGACUUCGAGCAGCUUCUGAAGGAGGACCAACAGAUGGGAGACGAGGCCUACAAGGUUCAGAGUCAGCUGGAGGCUCACAAGGCUGUCCAUGAGGAGAUCGUGAGUCACCAGCAGCGGAUGCUGUCUCUGGUCUACCAGGCUGAACAACUAACGGAACACUACCAGGAGGAACUGACGCCCGAGCAGGUCGUGGAGAUCCAGACCAUGGCUGCUCAGCUGAAGAAGAGUCUCAGCAAGGUUGUGAAGUCAUCCGAGACGCGUCUGAAGCACCUGUCUACGGCCCUGGAGGAGUUGACGAAGUACGAGACGGAGCACAACAAAUUCCUGGUCUGGUUGACGGGAGCCGAGAAGGAGCUUGACAGACAGGAGGAGUGCAUGCAGAGAUUCGAGGAUCUCAAACCACUGGCAGACAAACAGAAGUCCCUGCUGUCCGACAUCGUGACUCAUCAAGCUGACCUCAGGUUCAUGUCAAUGACAUCUCAGAAAUACAUGGAGGAAGCUAAGCUGCACAAAUUGGAGGUUGAUGCUUUCAAAGCUGACCGACAACGUCCAGCUCGCCUGAGUCUAAUCAGCAUGGAGGGUCUGGCAGCAGAAACUGUCAAGGAUGAUCUCAAGGAAACUCAAACACGCUACCAGGAUCUCAAGGGCAAGUGCGGCAACUUUGGUGAAAGGUUGAGCGAUCUGGCCAACAAACAGAGAGACUAUAAUGAUGUGGCGUUCAAACUGCUUCAGUGGCUGACAAAAGCUGAAGACAAUCUUAUGUCCAACAAACAAGAAAGUGGGUCUCCUGAUCCCAAUAGACUACAUGAUCAGCUGGAAAAGCUGAAGUCACUUAGAACUGAUGCUAUUGCACAGUCUGGUGUUGUGGAUGAUCUCGAAAGGAAAGGAAGGAACUUGACCAAUGGUCUAAGUGGCAUCUCUGCUGACCCCCAGCAAUUGGGUAAAAUGCAAGAUACUCUGAAGGACAUUACCGGUAGAUACGAAUCACUCAACAAAGACAUUGACGAUCAGACGAAGAGUCUACAGACUGCCAUAACCAAGUCUCAGGGAGUCAAGGAGGCUGUAGGUGGUCUGCUCAACUGGAUGAAAGAUGCUGAAAAGGUGAUGAAGAAGCAGCAUGCAAUCAGUCUGAACCCAGACAAUAUUCAGGAACAGAUGCAGGAGUUCCGUGCUGUUGAGAGUGAUAUAUUGAAUCAUAAGUCCAGCAUUGACUCCAUCAAACAGGGAGCCCUUGAUCUCAUCAAGACCUGUGACCUCGAGAUGGCUCGUGCACUUGAAUCACAAGUUGAGGACAUUGACAAGCAGUAUGCUACCAUCCAAAAGAAGGUUGAGGUGAGAGGACGCGACCUUGAGGAUGUGUCUGCUAAGCUAAAGAAAUUCCAGGAUGAACUUAAAGACUCAAAUCAAUGGAUAGUAGCUAACAUUGACAACAUGGAAUCAAAAGACUUUAACAAAAUGCCAAGUGAAGAGAUGAAAUCAGAACUUGAAAAAGUAGCAAACCAGAAGAACAGACGAGCUGGAUUAGUCUCUGAUCUCAAGAAGCUAGGUGACUCCCUUGUUAAAGAUCCAAGGACAGGGGAGGUGACUUCGAUGAAGGACUCGCUCGCCGAGUUAGAGAGGAACUGGGAUGACCUGACCGUGCUCCUGGCAGACAAGGAGAGAGAGGCAGAACAGAAAGAGAAACAGGACAACGAGUUUGAGAACGCCAAGACCUUGAUUCUUCUCUGGCUGGCAGCAAUAGAGUCUCAGCUGGAUACCUUUGAGCCGGUGGCUGUUGACAUUGAGACGGUGGAGCGGCAGAUUGCAGAACUACAGCCAAUGCUUGAGGAGUUUGAGGGUCAUGGUGAGAAGGUGGAUGAAAUCAAUGACCUUGGCAAUGCCCUUGAGAUGAUGCAGUCGCCCACCGAGCGUCCUCUCAGUCCAUUCAGGAGGAUAAACAGUCGGAGACGCCUUGGUCUGUACUCUUCGCGACUGCGUACCCCCUCCCCCACAUUCCCCACGUCCCCGACCACUUUGGCCACCAGCCCUCUGUCCAGCGAGUCCAGCGGGGUCAGCAGCAGAAAGAGCAGCUCCGACAACUUGCUGCUGGACGAUCUGUCUGAAACCCAGCAGCAGCUGUUGGACAUCAACCAGCGUUACGACAUUGUGGGCGAACGCCUGGCUGACCGUCAACAGGAGCUGAACACUGUGCUGGCCAGCAUCAAGACCUUCCUGCAGGACCUCCAGGACAUGCUCACCUGGCUGGACAUGAAGGACGGCGACAUCAGCAAACAGGUGGCCUCCAUCCCCACCAAUGAGAAGGAGGCCAAGAGGAAGCUGAAGGACCAUGAGGCAUUCCACCGGGAGCUACUUGGUAAGGAGGGUCUCGUAGAGGACAUCAGAAAGAAGGCACAGCACCUGCUGAAGACCAAGCCUGGCGUCCCCGGACUCGACACACUUCAGUCCCAGAUCUCACAACUAGAUGACAAGUGGCAUGGACUCCGUGCUACCUCUGAGCAGCGCCGCAAGAGCCUGGAGGACAUGGUGUCCCACCUGCGAAGCCUGCGUGAGAAUGGGGAUCUGCUCAACAAGUGGCUUACCCAGAAGGAGAAGAUGCUCGACGUCUUGGGGCCAGUUGCUACUGAGCCUGCACUCAUCCAGACCCAACUAGACCAGGUCAAGGUCCUUCAUGAAGAGUUCACCAGCCAGGAGCCCUUGUAUGAUCAGUUCAUCCAUGCUGGUCACUCCAUCCUGGACAAAUGUGACCCAGAGUCGCGUGACGCUGCCACGAUCAGCCGUAAGAUGGACACCAUCAGCAAGGCCUGGGAGAAACUGCAGAGCCGCCUCAAUGAGCGACAGUCCAGUCUGAGUGCCAUGGAAGGCAUUGGGUCUGAGUUCGCCCAGAAGACCAGCAUGCUACAGAACUGGGGCCAUGACUUCCACAACAGGCUGGACUCCCUACCACCUGUCAGCCCUUACCCAGAGAAACAGAGCAGGCAGGCCGAUGAGAUGAUUCAAUUGGCGGAGGAGAUGAUUGAGCAGACGCCAGUCUUGACUCGCACUAAGGAGUUGUGUAAACAACUCAGUGAGAAGACCAAAGACUCCGCCACCAAAGCGGACCUUCGUGCCAAGCUGGCCAGGGUUGAGAAAACCUUGGCUGAUGCCGAGAAGAAAAUGGAUGCAAGGAAUGAUGCCCUGGAGGUGGCUGGCAAGGAGGGCCAGAAGUUCACUGCUGACUGUAAGGAGAACCUGGCCUGGAUCAACGAGGCAUCUCGACGACUCCGCAACCAGCAGCCUCUCUCUGGGGAUCAGAAUGUGCUGAAGAAACAGGCAGAUGAUCACAAGGUUUUGCUUCAAGAUAUUACUGCCCAAGAGCCUGAAAUAAGGGAUCUGUUGGACAAGGGACAGAAGAUCCUGGAAAAAUCUUCUCCAACCAUGGACACAAGGAACAUCGCAGACACCCUGGAUCAGAUCCAGUCCGAGUGGAAGGAUCUCCAGGACUCGGCCAAGGACAAGGAGCAGGAUCUUGCUGAAGCCAAGGCACAUGCCCAGAAGUACCAGGACAGCCUGGACAAGAUGCUCAUGUGGAUGGACAUGUCGGAUGACAAGCUGAAGAAGACCCAGCCUGAUAAACUCGAGAAGGACACUGUGGGCAGGAAGCUGAAGGAGCUGCAGGCUCUGCAGAAUGAUGUUCUGAAGAAGACCCACGACCAUGAUCACUUGAAUCGGGAAGGAGAGGCCCUGAUGGAAUGUGUAAAGGAUGGCCGGCAGAAUGUGAGGAACCAACUGGACGACCUCAACAACCGCUGGGAGCAUCUCAACUCAGGCAUCACCGAGAGGAGCCAGAGUCUGGAGGACCUCCAGCAAAGACUGGCUGAGAUCCAGGACAACAUGGCAGAUGCCACCGGCAACCUCCUCAAGUGGGAAAACAAGCUGGAAUCUCAUCUCGCUCUUGGACAAAUAUCCAAGGAUCCCAAAUAUCUAGACAAGAUCAAGAACCUCCAAGAGGAUGUUGGAGGCCUCCAAGACCAGCUCGACUACCUGGAUGCCCUGGUGGAGGGAGUCAGCCUAGAGGCUUCAGAUGAACCAGACACUGCAGAACUGAAAGCCAGCGUGGACAAGGUUCGGGGCAGACAGGAUGCCCUCCAGGAAAAUCUCAACGAGCUUCUUGGUGACAUGGAGACUGGUUCACAAGUUGUUGGACAGUUCCAGGGACAACUGAGGACUGUGGCUGGAGAAAUGUCUGACCUGGAGAAUGAGCUGAAGAAGAUGGCCCCAGUAGCCCGCGACGAACACACUCUCGAUGCCCAGAAGCAGGACCUUCAGGACUACCAGACACAGCUGGACAACAUGGGAGAGGCUCUGCAGGACCUGGAGGGACAGAGCGAUGACCUCCUCAGGGCAGGAUAUGUCUCCGACCCAGAUAUGCUGAGAACACAGCUUGCCAACCUGAAGAACCAGCAUGACCGUCUGAGUCAUCAAGCCAGACAACGAGCUGCUGAUAUAGACGCCAACCAGGACAAGGUGAAGAAUGUCAACGAGAAUCUGAAGAGACUGAGGAAGGGAAUGGAUGUGUCCGCAAACGUGCUGGAGUCGCUGAAACCUGUUGGAGGAGAUGUUGGUCUCAUCAAGGAGCAGCAGGAUGAACUCAAGAAUGUUGUUCGCAAGGACAUUGAGCCACUCCAGAAGCAGUUUGACGUUGUUACCUCUGAGGGACAGAGCCUGAUUCAGUCAGUCCCACCUGGAGUGGACACAUCUGAACUCGAAACGGAUCUUGAGGUCCUUGCUGACAAGUGGUCCCAACUUAAUGAGAAGGUGUCUGACCGGGAGAGGAGUCUGGACAGUGCCCUGCUGCAGUCUGGGAAGUUCAAUGAUGCCCUAGACUCCCUGCUGUCCUGGCUGUCCGAGACAGAGGACAUGGUGGCCAACCAGAAACCUCCCUCACCCGAGUUCAGGGUCGUCAAGGCUCAGCUCCAAGAACAAAAGUUCCUGCAGAAGAUGCUGGAGGACAGAUGGCCCAGCGUGAACAACCUGAAGGACACUGCAGACACACUACAGUCCACCGUAGACCCCAAAGAGAAGAAGAAGAUCCAGAAACAGAUGGGUGACCUUGAUGCCCGAUGGGGGGCUCUGGCCAAGAAGGCUGGCGAGAGGAUGGGGAUGUUGGAGGAUGUUGUGAACCUUGCCAAGGACUUCCAAGGAAUCACUGAGCCCCUGACCUCAUGGUUGACUGAAGGAGAGAAGAAGUUUGCCCAGCUUGAACCCAAGGCUCUUGAUGCUGAGGGGAUCAAGAAGCUGGUGAAGGAACUCAAGCAACUCCAAGAUGAGAUUGAUGACAAGGACGAUGAUGUUCAUAGUCUGGCCUCCAAAGGCAAGAGUCUUCAGGAUUACUGCAAAGGUGAUGACGUGGUCUUUAUCCAGAAGAAGAUUGAUGAUGGCCAGAAGAGAUAUGGUGACCUCAGGAACAAGGUGGAGGACAUCCUGGAACAGAUGGAAGAAGCUCUCCCAUUGGCCGAGAAGUUCCAUGAUGCUCAUACCAAGCUCCUUGAUUGGUUCAGCAAGGUAGAACCAGAGGCAAGGUCUAAAGAUGCUGUUGGUCAGGAUGCUGAAGAGCAUGUACAGGUACUCAUGGACCAACUUGAGGAGAUUGAACCAAUCCUUGAAGUUCUUAACUCUGAGGGCAACGACUUAGCGGACUUGGCUCCAGGAGACUCCGGACUCCGUAUUGAAGACCUCAUCUCCAAGGACAACAAGAGGUUUGAUAAUGUCAAGGACCAGAUUGCCAAGAAGGCAGAGAAGGUCCAACUGUCCAGACAGAAGUCAAAUGAGGUGGUGAAUGCCCUUGAUGACCUGCUGGAGUGGUUUGAUGAGGAGGAGGGCAAGCUUCUUGAAUGUAAGGCCAUCAGCUCAGACCCUAGUGUCCUACAGCCACAACUUGUGGAGCAGAAGACCAUGAAUGACGACAUUAACAGUCAGAAAUCGAAGGCCAGAGAUGCCAUCGCACUGGGCAAGAAACUACUGAGAGAGAAUUCUGUUGAGGAGGAUGGUGCCAUCAGGGAGAAGAUGGAUCUUCUGAAGCAGAGAUCUGAUGGUCUGUCUCGGAUGAGCAACGACAGGCUCACCCAGCUGGAACAGGCACUGCCAUUGUCUAAGCACUUCACUGAUACCCAUGCUGACCUCGUGUCUUGGAUGGAGGAGAUCGAGCCCUCACUUGCAGAGCUGGAGAAACCCUCUAUUGACAUGGAGCAGGUCAAGAAACAACAAGAGAUGAUCAAGGCCCUGAGACAGGAUGUGACCGACCAGAAGCCGAUGUGUGACCGUCUGAACAAGACAGGUAACGCACUGCUGCAGAUCUGUGGCCAAGGAGACGCUGGGAAAGUCCAGGACAUCUUGGAUGAUGACAACCGCCGCAUGGAGGAGAUUCGCAAUGGUGUCAGGGAGAGGUCACAUUCCAUCGAUGCUGCCAUGCAACAAUCCGCUGAGUUCACUGACCAACUUGAGGACAUGCUUGAGACGAUGACCACCACCAACGAACAAGUCCAGAAUGCUGAGCCCAUCUCGGCCUUCCCUGACAAACUCAGAGACCAGAUUGCUGAGAACAAGGACAUCAUUGGUGAUAUUGACAUGCGAGAAAAGGCACUGGAGAAGGUCAAGGUCACGGCUGAAGAGCUGCUGAAACAGGCUGGAGACACUCAGGAUGAUGCAGUGAAAGAUGUUAAAGAAAAGCUGGAUGAACUUAUCAAGCUGUUUGACGACAUCAAGACUAGCACGAAGGAUCGUGGCGAGAACCUAGAGGAUACACUUGAUGUGUCUGAGAAGUUCUGGGAUGACCUCAACAACCUCAUGGGCACUCUCAAUGAACUGCAGUCCAACAUCAAAACCCAGGAACCUCCAGCAUUAGAACCAGAAGCCAUUCGAGAACAGCAGGAAGAGCUUGAGGCUCUGAAAGAGGACAUCCAGGCUACUGCUGCUGAUCUGGAUGAUGUCCGCCAGGCAGGAGACCAUCUCCUGUCUAUGGUCGGAGAUUCAGAGAAACCAGAAGUCCAGAAGAACAUCGAGGAUGCAGACGCCAACAUGGCCGCCAUCAGUGACGAGUGUGAGAAGAGGUCCAAGACCCUUGAAGAUGCUCUCAAGAAGGCUGUCACUUUCCAGGAUGAGCUGAUGAAAAUGCUUGUUUGGCUGCAAAGGAUGGAAGAAAGGUUCUGUGACCUUGGACCCAUUGGAUCUGACUUUGAGACAAUCAAGAAACAGUGGGAUGAACUCAAGAUCUUCAAAGCUGACGUUGACCCUAAACAAAUUGACGUUGAGACCCUAACCCAGCAAGUGAAUGACAUGGUGAAGGACUCCAAUGCUGAGCAGGCUGCCGUGGUGAAGGAGCCUCUCCUGGAGGUCAAUACAAGGUGGGACACGCUGGUGGCCGGAAUCGGAGAGAGGCAGAGACAGCUGCAGAUGGCCUUGCUCAGUGUGGGUCAGUUUGACCAUGCCCUGGACGAGCUGCUGUCCUGGGAGGAGAAGACCGAUAAGGCCCUUGAUGCCAUCACACCAGUCGAGGGCGAAGUCAAGGACAUCGAGAUGGAACUGGCUAAACUAAAGUCUCUCCAGAAUGACAUCACAGCACACCAGCCAAGCGUGGACUCCCUGAACGAGGAGGCACUGAAGCUGAUGGCUGCUGACAGUGGAGAGUCUGCCGCCAAGCAGAAGGUGGACAAGAUGAACAACAGAUGGGACGACCUCCAGGACAAGUGUAGCGACAAGCAGGCCAGGCUGGAGACUGCCCUCAAGGAGGCUCGCUCCUUUGGUGGGGACCUCCAGGACAUCAUGAUGAAACUGGGGGAUGUAGAGAACCAACUCAUAACCUCCAAGCCGGUCGGAGGACUCCCAGAGACUGCCAAGGAACAACUCGAGAAGUUUAUGGAUGUAUACAGUGAACUUCAAGCCCUUGACCCCAUGAUCAAGUCUGUCAUAGACAAAGGACAUAAACUUGCCAAGAAAUCCAAGCGCCCUGCUCAGUCCAACCUGACCCAGAAUGUUGGGGCGCUCAAGCAGAGGUGGGACCAUGCCAAGAAUCGAGCAGAGGACAAGAAGAAAAAGCUGGAGGAAGCUGUUGGCCUCGCUGGCAACUUCCACACGGAGUUGAACAAGUUCAUUGCAUGGCUGACGGACACAGAGAAAACCCUCAACAACCUCAACCCUGUCAGCCGCCUGGUGGACAGAGUCACCAAGCAGAUUGAUGAACACAGGUUUCUACAAAAGGAUGUGAGCAAGCACCGAGAGGCGAUGGUCGCUCUUGACAAGAUGGGUACCCAUCUGAAGUACUUCAGCCAGAAGCAGGAUGUCAUCCUGAUCAAGAACUUGCUGUCCAGUGCACAGCACCGGUGGGAGAAGAUCGUGUCCCGCAGUGCAGAGAGGACCAGGCACCUUGAGAGGGGGUACAAGGAGGCCAAGCAGUUCCACGACAUGUGGCGAGACCUGAUUGACUGGCUGGUGGAGGCACAGAGCGAGGUAGACUCCGACCAGUUCAUUGCAAAUGAACCAGACAAGAUCAAGGCCCAGAUUGCCAAACAUAAGGAGUUCCAGAGGAAGCUUGGCUCCAAGCAGCCCAAGUUCGACACAGUUAACCGUACUGGCCGCUCCCUCAAAGACAGAUGCCCCAAGGAAGACAGCCCUGAGAUACAACAGAUGUUGAAUGAUCUCAAGUCCAGAUGGAAUGCUGUCUGUGGAAAGUCUGUUGACAGACAACGUAAGCUGGAGGAGGCGCUGCUCACUUCGGGUCAGUUCAAUGAUGCCCUGCAAGCUCUGAUGGACUGGCUGGCCAAGGUCGAGCCCACCCUUGGAGAGGAUCAACUCGUCCAUGGCGACAUUGAGACGGUCAACAGUCUGCUUGACCAACACAAGACAUUCCAAACGGAGCUGAGUGCAAGAACCAACACAGUUGCCUUUGUACAGAAGUCAGCCAAGGAGCUGAUGGAGAAGUCCCAGGAGGACACGUCCCAGCUCCAGGCACAGCUCAUCGAGCUGUCCACCAUGUGGGACCGAACUUGCCGCCUCAGUGCCAACAAACAGCAGAGACUCGACCAGGCACACAAACUGGCUGACGAGUUCCAGAAGAAGGCCCAGGGUCUGGUGGAAUGGCUUGCGGAGGCGGAACAGACCUUACGCUACCGAGGCCCAAUCCCCGAUGAGGAGCCCCUCAUCCUACAGCAGAUGGACGAGCACAAGAAAUUUGAGGAGGCCUUGAUGAGACAGGAGGCUACCCUGAGAGAAACUCUGAACAUCGGCCAGGACAUCAUGAAGCGGUGUCACCCCGACGCUGUGUCCACGAUGAAGUACUGGCUGUCAGCACUCCGGGCUCGCUGGGAGGAGCUGACCAGCUGGUCAAGGCAGCGUGGCCACCGCCUGGCGGAGGGUCUGACCCACCUGAGGAAGAACAACGCCCUGCUGGAGGAGCUGCUGGCCUGGCUCAACUCAGCCGAGGUGAAGCUCCACAACCAGGACCAGGAACCCCUCCCGGAAGAAAUCCCGGCCAUCAUGGAGCUCAUCCGGGAACAUCAGGAUUUCCAGAACGAGAUGUCUGGCAAGCAGCCAGAAGUUGACCGACUGACCAAGGCUGGAAAGAGGCGGACAUCAUCAGUAUCUCAAGAUGGAGUUUCCUCCUUCAUUCCUGUACUCAAAGGAGCUUACAAGACACCAACCAAGUCAUCACGCCUUGACACACCAGGAAGAAAAACUCCUGACUUUGGAAGAAAGACCCCUGACUUCAGUCGCAGUUAUGGAAGAAAAACACCAGAUUUCGGACGUAGAACACCGGAUUUUGGUCGCCGCACACCAGAACCAGGCCGAAAAACACCCGAACCUCUAUAUGCCAAUCCCAGAGUCGGUGCUCUGUUCAACAAAUGGAGGCAGGUGUGGCUUAUGGCUAUGGACAGGCAACGCAAACUCCAGGAUGCACUGGAGUACCAGAAUGAGGUGGAGAGAAUGAAAAACUUUGACUUUGAUGAGUGGCGGAAGCGCUACCUGCGAUGGAUGCAUCACAACAAGGCUCGCAUUAUGGACCUGUUCCGUCGCCAGGACCGCGACCACGACGGCCAGGUCACUAGGAAGGAGUUCAUUGAGGGCAUCAUUUCGUCCAAGUUCCCAACAUCCAAACUUGAAAUGAAUGCUGUUGCUGAUAUUUUCGAUCGUAACCGUGAUGGCUACAUCGACUACAAGGAGUUCGUCUCAGCCCUCAGACCAGACAGAGAUCCUCCCAAACCUGAGACGGAAGCAGACAAGAUCAACGAUGAAGUGAAGCGGCAGGUGCACAAGUGCACGUGCAUGAGGCAGUACAAGAUUCACAAGAUCGGAGAAGGGAAAUACAGGUUUGGGGACUCACAGAAAUUGCGUCUGGUUCGAAUCCUACGUAGCACCGUGAUGGUUCGAGUUGGAGGAGGAUGGAUUGCGUUGGAUGAAUUCCUAGUGAAGAACGACCCAUGCAGAGUCGGCCUGUGGCGGCGAAACCGAUUUCGCUUCAUGAGACGUUUUCUUCAUCACGACCAGUCAAAGGGAAGAACAAAUAUAGAGCUCCGGGAGCAGUUUAUCCUUGCGGAGGGUGUGAGUCAAUCUAUGACGGGUUUUGUCCCCAAGACUCCCCCCAGCUCCAACUCCGGUAGUUCCACCUACUCCGGCGGCAACAACUCCUGGAGCAGCCGCUCCCCCAGCACCGCAAGCGGGCCCAUCUACAAGAUUCGUGAAAAGACACAACACCAAUCACCAUGGAAACGUGGCAAGACAAGCCCUGACAAGGAAGUGACCCAAAUAAUGUCGCGAACAGAGACGCCGAAAGGUCGCUAUUCGAAAGAUCUUCGUAGUCCUAGAAAUAUCAAUAGUCCAGUUAGUAGAAGUUCAAGUCGAGCUAGCACCGGAACAGGAAGUCGUCCACCGAGCAGGACAGGAAGUGAAGCAUCGGAGACCAGUGAACCUGAUGUGUAUUUAACUGGCCACGCUGAGGCACGGAGUGCAGGUGGACGCAACACCACGACGCCAACAUACCCUCGGACACUGCAAACACCCCCGCACACACAGUCUCACAUACCAACGCCAACCAAAGGAUCAAAAAUACCCAAAUUUUCUCCCCGAAAGAAGUGAACGAUGACUUUUCAGACAAGUGAUUGAAAUGAACACUCUCAAUGUCUUUCAGUUUUUGCGUACAUUCGGAUUCUGAAAAAUGUACAGUGUACAGUGUGUUUAGUUUUUUGCAUCGAUGAUUGACAGCAAAAUAUGCUUGGAUGCUAAUCAAUAUGGAUGUGCAAAGAAAAAGAAUCAUGUUUUGAUUUUGUCAAUUUCGUUACAAUACGUCAUCAUCAAGUGCUGCUUUGUGAAUCUCAGUUCAAGGAAGAGUGUCAAUUGUGUGACGACGUCUAUUGAUCAUUGGAGGUCUUGUGCUUAUCGUGUGAAACUUGACAAUGUUACCCCACUAAGUGCUUGAUUUAGCUAGAGAAAUGAAUACCCUGGAACUAGUGUUGUCCUACAGUGUUGUGCUUAUAGCUGACAUAAGCCACUGUCUAGUGUUUGUCUCAAGACACCCCUGUGAUAAAAGUAGAACCACCUAGACAAUACAAUAGUCUAUUCCAUGUUAGAUUACAGGGGUGUUGAGUAUGUAGAGGCCUAUAGUCGAGAAGUAACUUAUUUAAAAGCUUAUACAUAUUGAUAUUUAACUGAUACAGGGUGCCUAAGCGAUGUAUAUUUCAAUGAUGGUAUACAACUUUUCCUGUAUAGAUAUUUGUAACGAUUCUGAUAGAAUGUUAUCAGGUUCAAAAUUAUUUUUAUGCAUCCACGCUAAAGAUUGUUGAAUCGAAAGUUAUUGUUAUGGAUGUUUAAAGAAAAUGUUUUGUCGAAGUUGUUGUUUGUGUAUACAUAUUGUUAUUAGUGUGAAAAGGUUAGGUUUUUUUCAUUCAGUGACACUUUUGCGGUGUUACCGUCACGGUAAUUCUUUCAUUCAUUUCAGAUACGUUGUAGAUAUUUUAGCAACCGAAUUUGAUGUCGUUUCUCAAAUGUUUUCUCUCUGAGUCAUUGUUGCUGCAAAUUUACCACCUUUUUGUGACCAGGUUGAAAAUAUUUGUCUUACGAUUAAAGUUUGGUUUGGUUUAGCAGUGUGUUCGAGAAAGAUAGUGUGUGAGCGUGAUAUAUCAUUUUGUAUGCUGGUUGUGACUGAUUUUAAGCUUCACUCCGUUAUUCAUUCAUGCCGCUUAAUUAUAUGCAGAUGUGUAUUAUAUAUGAACAACAUUUUCAUUAGUUUGAACAUUGCGUAUCGAAGGCUAAGCCGUACAGCCAUUAGUCCCUUGGUUUCAAUGGUCCUGUUUGUCUCUCACUCAAGGUACUUAUUGCUGUUUUUACAUAAAAUGUAGUCAAGGUUAAUUUUUUUAUUUUAAAGUAAUAUAAAUAUGAGCUGAAAAUAUUUUGAUAUCAUCUUAAAUUAUUGUCCUAUAUAUUACUAUUAUUAUGAUGUCCCUGGUACUACAAUAUUGCCGCUGUAACCAUUCCCAAAUACCUUAUGUAGUACUUGGUCCACAGGAAUAAUUUACUUAACACAUGCCAUAUUCCAUGACAUAAUUUGAUAACAAUCGCUUCUUGUAAAGAGAUGUACGUCGUGUAUGAAACGUGCUAACUCUGCAUAAUAUUGAAAUGAUAUUUCGGGUGAAUGGGGAAAUUAUCCUUGCCAGAAAAGCAGAAAAUGAUUGAUUCAAAAUACACUGAAUAAAUAUAUGAAUCUCA